Molecule: messenger RNA, 1443 nt
Organism: Anguilla anguilla (European eel)
Lineage: Eukaryota; Metazoa; Chordata; Actinopteri; Anguilliformes; Anguillidae
Product: GTPase IMAP family member 4-like
Exons: 8
Coding region: 68-1258 (396 amino acids)
Molecular function (GO): GTP binding
Source: RefSeq, a predicted model, not a curated record
GGUACAGACAGGUACUGUCCGCACGCACCUGUGGAGGCGGAGCCCCGGCGGCAGCGAGCGAGCAGCCAUGGAGUGCGACUGUAAACCACAGAGUGCCUGCACGUCCUCGUCUGUCUGCGGGGAAAACGCCGAGCUGGAGGAUCUUUGGAUAAGCUCCAAAAGUGUGUUGACGGGGGCACUUACAGUGGUGGGGUUCCUGUUCUACAGAUUCUCACAAGCUCUUCCAUUUUUAAUAAGGUGGCCAAUACGUCUGUUCUGCUCUCUCACCGGUUUGUCCUCGUUGUGGAGCUGGCUCUCCCGUUUGCUGAGCACCGUUCGAGGGUUACAGACUUUAGUGAAGUGGCUGUCUCCUCUUUGGAAGUUCAUAUUAGCACUGCCUACCAAACUCAGCUGGGUGCCAGCGGUAAUCAAAGCUGUUGCAGGCUCUCUCACUAACAUAAAGAAGUACCUGCUGGCUCUGAGAGACCUCAUCCAGCGCCUGAGAGAAAACUCCAAAGGCAAGUCCCCGAAAAUUGGACAGUCCACAAAUCCUGGCACUCUGAGCGGUCCUGCCCCUCUGGCGCCCGGCCCCUCUGAUGCCAGGCUGCGGGUCAUUCUGGUUGGGCCCCGGGGGGGCGGCCGGAGCCGGUUGGGGGACACCCUGCUGGGCUGCGCAGGGCUUCCCGGGGCCUCCGGGCACUGUGUGAGCCAUCGGGCCGUCCUGGGAGGGAGAGAGGUGACCGUUGUGGACACCCCGGAUCUGCUGGGCUCGUCCCUGGGAGCCGCGGGACGGGCGCGGGAGGCCCUGCGGAGCGUGCAGCUGGCCAGCCCGGGGCCACACGCCUUCCUGCUGGUGAUGCGGGCCCCCGGGGCGAGCGGCGCGGGCGGCGGGGACGAAUCAGAGGCCUUGAAGACGCUGCUGGACCUGGUGGGGGAGGGCGCCCGGGGUCACGUGCUGCCGGUCCUCACCCACGCGGACUCCCUCGGGGGCUCCCCCGCGCUCGCCCAGCUGCUCGGGGGGGCCCCGGCCGGCCUCCGGGCCGCCCUGUCCGCGUGCGGCCAGAGGGCGGAGCUGGCGGGCAACGGGCCCGGCUGCCCCCUGCCCCAGAGGAGGGCCCUGGCCUCCAGGCUGCUGGAGAGGGUGGAGGAAAUGAAGGCGCUCGGCGGCCAUUACGUACACGAGCUGCAGCGGAGGGAGGACCGCAUCAGGGAGAAGCUGCUGGAGGACAUGGCCGCUCUGCUGGAGAGCAGGCUGGAAGUGAGGGAGAAGGAUGCGUGAAAUGAGUGCCUUUGAGCAGCCAUGGGCUUGGACUUGGAGUGUGGGACUUGAGUAUUCAUUUUUUUUGCAAGGUGAUGGUGCUUGAAUAGUACUGGAGAGGAGAAACUUGAAUGUAUGCAGUUCUAUGGAAUUUUUGUAUUUUUUGUCAAUAAUUUAAGUGAGGGGUUAAAUCUGAAUGCUUGGAA